Nicotiana attenuata is the source of this 848-nucleotide messenger RNA. RefSeq lists its product as uncharacterized. Bases 161 to 634 code for a protein of 157 amino acids. The record is from RefSeq and is a predicted model, not a curated record. NCBI's taxonomy places the organism in Eukaryota, Viridiplantae, Streptophyta, Magnoliopsida, Solanales, Solanaceae. The transcript has a single exon.
GCAAAUAUUGCAAUAUUGAUCACCUAUCAGGGGUCAAAUUGAAAUUUGGGCAGAAGCAUCAUUAGCUUCUCCCCACGUUCCCAAUUCUCAUCCAAGUUAGCCAGAUAACUCAGCUAAGGAUAACCAAUUGCUCCGAACUUAACAAUGAUAUAACAACAAGAUGGAAGACACAACAUGGGAUCAAAGAAUCCAAGCAUUAACACACAUCAUAACCAAUCCAACAACUAAACCAUCCUUAGAUUCUCAAAUCUUCAUUUCUAGCCAAGUCCCAUGUUACCUUAACUGGGACUAUCCCCCAAUACUGUGCACCAAAUAUUCCACUAACACUUUCCCUUCUGUGAAUCUGAGAUGGGCUCUCUCAGUUUUCCUGAAAAGGGUUUCAAGACUUGGGGCACCUGAAACUUCUUGGAGGUCCAAAUGCCCAUACCAACAACCCCCUCCAUUGAUACUGGCCAAGGGAUUGGAGGAAGCUCAGUGGGGAGAUGAAGAGAGGAGACAGUAUGUGAGGAAAAGGUUUAAAAGGAGACACUUGGGGAGUGAUGUUCACCCUUUGAUUCCGUUUAUUGUACCUAAUCUCUUAUUGUUCUCUCUUCUGCUUUGGAACCCAUUUCCAAUUGAUGGGUCAGAUUCUUGAAUAUGGGGUUGGUUGUUCCUAGUUUUAUUUACUUUAAUCCUAAUUGCAAUUAGUUUUUCUUUCUUUAUCCUGAUAAAGAAAUUAUAUCAAGUUAGUAAAUUUGGAAGUAUCUGCAUAGAAGAAUUGGAUAAAUGCUUAUCUUUUUUUAACUUGAGAGAAAAUGUUCAAAGUAUCACUAGUGCUGCUUUAUGUAGAAUGAAGUUUUGGGAUUGAA